AUGGUACUAUGCCUCCCUCUAAAACAGUACUUCAUCCACACCGAACCCACCCCCAAACCCCGAACCUUUAUCCACCUCAUUCGACACGGCGAAGCCUACCACAAUCUCGGCCACACCCACGGAAAAAUCAAUCCCAAAUCCUACGACAUCCCAGAUCCCUCUCUUACCUAUACCGGCAUCGAACAAGCCAAAUCUACUCGAGAGGAGAUGAGAAAACGAUGCCCCGUCCCCAAUCUCGUGCUCACAUCCCCUCUCAUUCGCACGCUCGAGACUACACUGCAUAUUUUCCCUUUCGACAAGAACGCAAGUAUCUAUCCACAACCUCAAAUCGUCGCCUACGAUGAUUUAAGAGAAAGUGGAGCAUAUUUGUGUAAUGUUCGACAAAGAACUCUUGAUUUGAUCAAUAAUCAUGAACACAAAGGGGUAGAUUUUACAGCUCUGUCACCUGUUAUUCCACCGAUGAAAAGUGUCAUUCGUACGAGACAACGUGCGGAACUCGUUCGUAAGCAAAUCCUGGUCAUUUCGAAACUUAUCAGAAAAGGAGGUGGGCUUUGGAAGGGGAUUUAUAUACAAGGUGCUGCACAAAAUAGUGGCUCGCGUAUGCAGAUGAAACAGGAUAUACAUAUUGUGCUGGUUUCUCACGGGUCUUUCAUGGAGUAUUUGCUACCGCUUUCUCACACAAUCCAGCCCGUUUGGCGAAGAUUCAAGCCAGCGGAGAUGAGAACAUACGUAAGAAAUGAAGAUGGUCAUUUGGAAGAGAUAGUAGAGUCUAAAAGAGCGAGAAGUACUACUAUUUUGCGAAAGGUUAGCUUGAUUCUCACCAGCGCUUCCGAAUGA
This is a messenger RNA of Botrytis porri, 837 nucleotides long. RefSeq lists its product as uncharacterized. The record is from RefSeq and is a predicted model, not a curated record. Gene Ontology annotation, molecular function: phosphatase activity. NCBI's taxonomy places the organism in Eukaryota, Fungi, Ascomycota, Leotiomycetes, Helotiales, Sclerotiniaceae. The coding region runs from base 1 to 837 and encodes 278 amino acids. The transcript is spliced from 2 exons. Gene Ontology annotation, cellular component: cytoplasm.